Schistocerca cancellata (South American locust) is the source of this 4815-nucleotide messenger RNA. RefSeq lists its product as uncharacterized. The transcript has 7 exons. NCBI's taxonomy places the organism in Eukaryota, Metazoa, Arthropoda, Insecta, Orthoptera, Acrididae. Gene Ontology annotation, molecular function: DNA-binding transcription factor activity, RNA polymerase II-specific; RNA polymerase II cis-regulatory region sequence-specific DNA binding. Gene Ontology annotation, biological process: regulation of transcription by RNA polymerase II. The coding region runs from base 124 to 3165 and encodes 1013 amino acids. Gene Ontology annotation, cellular component: nucleus. The record is from RefSeq and is a predicted model, not a curated record.
UAUGGAAUGCCGAUACAGAUAGUAAAAAAAACAACUGCGUAGCGUCUGUGGGUUAGUCUGUUGUCGCCGCAAAUGAGUACCACGGGAUUGCAUAGAGUUUUCAUAUUCUGAUGGAAUAACAAUAUGGCAUACAUUGAACCGGGCAAGAUGCCACUCCACCAGGUGAAAGUGGAGCCGGUGGAUGACAGUGGUGAGGACUCUGAACCAGUGUGCGGAGGAAAUGAAAAUGAAGACGAUGAAGAUAUGGCCGUUCCAGACCCCACAUCCAUGCUGUCCGUGCGGUUCGAGGAGGAGGAGCCCUCUAACUUGAAGAUCUCCAUUGAUCCUGCUCCAACUCCUCCAGUUCUGGACAAGGAUCAUUACCAAGAUGAUGAACGACAACUUUUGAGCCAAACCUCAGUAGAUGCAGUGGACCUGCCACCUACAGCAGCUGAAACACAGACACAGAAACCAGCUCUAUAUCUGUGUGACAAAUGUCCAAACGCAUUUAAAACUGAAACAGAGUUCAUGGCACAUGUGGAAUCUCACAAGGUUCGAAAAGCUCAUCCGUGUGAUAAGUGUGAGAAGUCUUUUAACCGGAAGUCGGAACUCAAUGUGCACUCUCGAACGCACAGCGAAGUGAAGCCGUUCGCCUGCCACUUGUGCGAGAAGACAUUUGCACAGAAGAACAACCUGAUGCGUCACCUGCGAACGCACUCUGGCGAGAAGCCCUUCCCGUGUUCUCUGUGCAGCCGAACUUUCGCUCAGAAGGAGUUACUCACGGCCCACAUCCGAAUCCACACUGGGGAGAGGCCAUACUCAUGCCUGGUGUGCGGCCAGGCAUUCAACCAGCGGCACACCCUGACCCGCCACGUCAGGAAGCAUGCCAACAGGGACACGGCCAAAGCAUUCUCUUGUUCGCUGUGCGGCAAAACAUUCCCCAGACAGGUUAACCUGGGCAUCCACAUGCGGACACAUACCGGUGAGAGGCCAUUUGAAUGUGAAUUGUGCGGCAAACGGUUUUCACAGUCGGGACACCUGGCACGGCACAAGUUGACACACACUGGCAAAACGCCCUACCCCUGUCGAAUUUGUGGGAAAGGAUUCUCACAGAAGAAGCGCCUUGUCGACCACGCUCGCACGCACACGGGCGAGCGACCUUUCGGGUGCCACUACUGUCCGAAAAGUUUCACUCAUGCCGAGUACUUGAAGUCACACCUCCACACGCACCGUGAAGAGAAAUAUGUGUGCCCUGUAUGCAGAGAAAUGUUUUCGCGCAAGUACAGGCUGAGGGAGCAUAUGCGCAUUCAUUCGAGUGAAUGGCCAUUACAGUGUGCGCACUGUAAAGCGUGCUUUGUCUCGAAGGAAGAUAUUGCCGAUCAUAUACACUCUCGACACCUUUCAGAUAUAAUGGGUGACGGUUACUUUCCAGUAGAGAAGAGCCAUACGAGUUCUGACGAACCCGAGUCACAACCUUACUGUAAGACUGAAAAUGAAGACACUAGUGGCAGACGGACAGGGACACCGACUGCUGGCUUUGCUUUACCGUGUGAUGAGGAAAACCUGCAAGAGUCAGACUUUCAACUGGAAAUCACUGAUGAGGUGAUACAAAAACACGAUUCCCCCGAACAUACCGGUGCUAUCUCUGACAGAGUGAGCAUCUUCAUCAAAGAAGAACGCAUCUUUGACGAGGAGGAUUUGGCAUGUUCAGCAGAUAAUAGGGUGUCUACUGCUAUGCCACCACAAAUCUUUUCCAGCAGUGCACCCAUAACAGAACCUACAUUCAUAAUUAAAGAUGAGAAAGACACACCUGUAGAAGAUGCACUGUGUUUGGGAAAUGACACAGAAUUAAACACUUCGGAGCCAUCUAUGGCAUCCGUCGUCAGCACUGAUAUAAAAUUAUGUGCCAUCACCAAAGAAAAUGUUGCCACUACUUUGGGAAAGUAUCCCUAUAUGGGACUAACUAACUCUGAAGGAACCAGCAAUGAAAAAGAAAUAGUCAAUAUCAAAACAGAGGCAACAGCAGAUAAUGAAUAUCACAGGUUUCAGCAGACUGAAGGGAUGCAAGAAUCUAUAGUGAGUGGCAGUGUGAAAACAAGCAACAAAUCAGAUAAAGAUUUGUUCACCAAUCCAGAAUGUCUACAUCUGGAAAGUGAUACUACUUCUAUAGGCCAACUGGGAACACUGGUUUCUGAUCUCAGUGGCAAAAUAAUGACACCUGUCAGCAUCCAAGAAGAGCUGAGCUCGAGAGAAGAAUAUCUGCUGUGUAUGCAAAAUGAUGCAGUUUGUAAAACUGUGCCCAUGCCUCUUGUCCCAGAUGUUAGCAGGAAUAUACACUCAGUCACUAACUUCAGUGAGAGCAUAGCUGCAGAGGUGCAGUGCCCACUCUAUCUGGGAAAAGACACAGAGCACAAAACAUUACCACCACCUAGCAGUUCCAGUGCCAGGGAACAGUUGACGAGCAACGAAGAAGGUCCAUUGUGUUUGAAAAGUAGAACAGUGUCCGAGAACUUGGAUCUAAAUAUUUUUCAAGAAACCAGCAGUGGUACCAAGUGGAGCACAACAACACAAAAUCCGAUCUCUAGCUCUGAGGUUCCACUACGCUCAAGCCACGAUGUCGGGAGUAAAGGUUUGGCAGUGUCUUCUGUUUCUAGUGUCCACAGUGAUAUGGGACUGAGAGUUGACACUGAAGGAUAUUUAGUGCCAAAUUCAAGACAUUCUUCCUAUUUUGUAAACAGUUCAAUUUGCAGAACUGUACCGGCACAUCUUACCUCUAAUUGUAGCCAAAAAAUGAAAAAGAGUGACAUAAUUAAAGAAGACAGACUUACAACUUCAGAUCAUCCACUCUGCCUGGAAAGGGAUGCAGCAUCUGAUGAUUUGCCACCUUCUUGUUUCCCAAAUUUUGUGAACAAAACAAAGGCAAGUAUCAGCAUUAGGAAAGACCUCGUGCCCAAUUUGGAGCCUCCAUUGUGUUUGAAAAGCGAUGUAAGGUGUCAAAGAUUGCAGGACACUUUUGUCUCCGAUGUUAGGAAAAUAACAGAGAGCUUUCCUCUGCCUUUGGCCACUACCCUAACUGUGUCUGCACCAGGUGAUAAAGAAACCUGUAAUAUAUCUGACACACUGGUUCCGUACCAGCAGAUGUUAUACGAUAAACUUAUGUCAUCACCAUCAGUAUUCCAGGAAUAAUAAAUUCAUAGCUGCUGUUGUGUACCUAGAAAACAGUAAAGCUGGGAAUAACAGGAAGCCAGCAAAUACUGCCAACUACAGUAUUAAAAAAUUGUUAAAAACUAAAUCCUGCAAUCAGGCCUCGGAGACAACAUGAUUGUCGACUGACUGUCAUGUCACCCUCAGCUAUUCAUCAUCAGAUGCAGUAUGGAGGGGCAUGGGGUCUUCACUCCACACUCAUGACCUUUGUCAAUGUUUAGAUCUCAGUGCCGCUACCUCACAAUCAGGUAGUACCAGAAAUCGAACCCGGGUCCCCCGCGUGGGGGCAUAUCACCCUGACCUCUCAGCUGCAGCGGUGGACCAACUACAGAUCUGGUCGAUCUGAAAAGAAUUGAGCUGUGCAAUUAUUGAACUCUGUGAGCUGUGGUGAGAAACUGAACCAGACAGAACACAAGUACAUCAACACUAUCAAUUCUGGAGAUGAUGUUAUGCAUUUUUCAUAUGUUGGGAUACUUAUUGAGAAUAAACUAGCAGUAAGAAAUUGGUGACCUGUGUUGGUGGCAUUCCUUAUAAAUGGCAACAACGUUGUAUACUCGUAUAGUUUCUCUACUGUUAAGGAGCUACGUCCAGGAUAGUUCAAAUGUCAUCAGCACAAGUUCCAAAGCAGUGAAUAAUGUAUGUUUGCACUCAACUGGUGCCUUAGAAAGAUACAAAGUUACUCAUUAAUGGUAUAUUUAGUGUCAGCACCAUCUGCAUGGGAGUGCAGCUACUUAUCAAACAUUAGAAAGAUUGUUAUGAAUUGAUGUUUAGGUGCCUUUAAUGUUGUUUUAUUGGAAAGUGAUUCUUCAUCAGGACAUGUCUCACAGUAAUGACUGCUGCAUAGUAUUAAGAAUUUUUUGUGCUAUUUACAUUUUAGAGUAACUUUUUGAUUGAAUCUUAUUUAAUAAGGACAAUGUACAAGAAAAAAUGGUAUCAGUUGAAGGUCAGAAUUGUUUUAAUGUUAUUUAAUGUGGAUGCAUGUUUUGUUAAGAUAUAUUUGGCAAACCAAAUGAGUGUACUGAAAUUCAGUGUAUGUUCCAUUUUUGGUAAUUUUUAGUUUUAUCAAUUUUAUGAAAAUAAUUAAUUUUAUAUAUAAAUGUGUACAAACUGCUAAAAUAUCUUAUUAAUCUGUGUAGAUUCUUUAGUGUUAGUACACACAUUAUGUUUCACAUUGUGCAAGUAAGAUACCUGUCUUUGUUGUGAAGAGAAUGAACAUUGAUCACUUUCCAUGAAAUUGAGUUUUACUGUUAAGAAAUUCCUGUGUAGAUGGACUGUUCUACUGGAAGAAGAAUGAAAAUACAUGAGAGAGAAAGAACAUAAUAUCCGGAAGAGUAAUAAACAAAUUAGCAGUGGGCACACAGCUGAGUGGGAAACACCAGUUGAAAAAGGAGAGCACAGAAUGUGGAUGUAAUUAUUUUCAGUAUAUUAUGUUAUGCAAUAGCUGUUAUCAGUGUCUUUAAUUUGUACUCUAAGCUGGUAACAUUUGGGACUGUAUUUCUACAUCUGUACAAUCACAAUAAUGUUUGUGUUGCUGUUUCAUGUUUCUGUGUCAUUUGAUGAUGAAAAUGUAUAUUUACAAUGAGCCUCGUGGUUAUUUUCGCUGGAACUUUUUCUAAAUAAAGUUCAAAACAG